AAACGAAAUGAAAAGACCGUCAACCACCCUGUCACAGAGAAUAUAGAAUUUAUUUAUUAUUUUUAUUUGUUUGUACAAAAUAGUGAUAAAACACGGCAUGAAUGAAGGCUAAUUCGGUUGAUUUUCCGAUAACCAUCACUUUAUUGAUGCUAUCCUUCAUUCCAUGGCCAGGACCGACCAUAUUCAAAAUCUCUUGUCCGAGAGACAACGCUAGAAUAGUUAGGAAAAUAGUCCAAAGCAAAUGGAUACCUGUAUUAGAUAAAUAUAAGGUCAAGCUACCCUUAGAAUGCCCAUUUCAUCCUCAAAGAGACAUUUUCGGACCGCAACAGGCUGUGAAGAAACAGCACAGACCAUCGCAAUGGACUUGCGGAAUAUGCGGAAAAUCAUUUUUCGAAGAGAAAUUUUUAGACAUGCAUUUUGAUAAUCGUCAUAAGGGAUAUAUUAAUAUGGCUGAAGAUGCUGUAUGUUUAGCAGAUUACUGUGAUAUAAUGCGAUGCGACGUCAUAAAUAUUAUAGAACUCAAAACCGUAUCUUCGAAUCACGAAAAUACCGAUAUUGAGAUUUGGCGCGAAGCUUCGUCGUAUUCGAAAGCUCUGACAACGUCGAGUCCGCGCGACGUUGCUAAGUACAUUGUCAAGAAUGGCAAUUUCGUACUCUUACAAAAGGCUAACAGCAAAGAUGGCAGUAGCGCGAAAAAGUUGUGCCAAAAGACGGAAACACCCGAAGAAGCUGCAGAUAACAAAGAUAGCAGCUCAUCUAGUGACUCCGCUGACGUAAACCAACAAAACGCCAGUUCAAACAACGUUUGCCAGAGCGACCUUGUUGACUCGGCACUACCGCAACCGGACAACCGGCAACAGCGCAUCAACGAAAUUCAAAAAUUGCGCGCCAAUUGUAAACCGGAGGAAUUGCAAAAAAUUAAAACGAAGUGCGAAAUUUUGGUCAGAGACUGUAUCGCUGGAUUGUUGAUUCAGUUAAGUGUGAAAGAUUUUAAGGAAGUAGAAGAUGAGCUAAAUCGUGCGGUUUGCUGGUAUUUAGCCUGCGACAGAUACUGGGAAGAUUCGCAUGCUGAUAUAAGAACUUUUCCAUGGGGAUUAUUGUGCAUGAUCAUGAUGGUACUUUCCUUAGGAGUUUGCCUGUGUUAUUACGUAGUUUGGGUUCUAUUCGAUACGGAUGAUGUUAGUGUGACCAGUGCAAGCAUUACAGAUCGUUCCACACCGUCACCAGCGCAUUUACUUAGAUCUGACAUUAGUUCAGGAGGAGAUGGUCUCAAUGCGUAUUCGGAAGAUUAUAUAGGUACAGAUAAAGAUAACGAUUACAUUUAUGUUACUUACCCGCCCGAUUUGAAACGAAGACUGCUAGAAAGCUGCUACAAUCGAACAACGCGCUUGUGAAAUUAGAAGACAGUUUUAGAAUUUAUAGGAUAGACAAUUUUUCAUCUUGUAGUUUAGAAAUUAUGUAGCGAAACUCCAGGAAAGUCUGAAAUUAAAUUCUCAAAGAAGAAAAAAUAAUAAAGUUUUUACCUCAUUGAAUAUGCACAUUCUUUUUUUUUUUUUUUCAUAUAGGCAGGGCCGGCUCCAGAUAUUUCGGCGCCCUGUGCAAAAGGUAUUUUUGCCGCCCCUCUUACCGAUUACUUUCCUACUUUUUAGUUUUAGUACUAUUCUUGGUACCUCCUAUUUGCUAGAGUCCUUAUAUGAUAUAUACUAUAUUUUUAUCAUUUUUAAGUUUUUAAUGGAAUAAUUUUAUUACUAUACUUAUUAUUUUAAUGCAACCUACAAUUGACCUUUUCAAUUUAAAAGCUUCUUUCUCUGGGGUCAGACUGUCAGACGCCAAAAGAGUAUGAAAACAAUGGUUUGAGAGCCGUUGACACUGGUUUGUUGACAAGAUUUUUAUACGUAUGGAAACUGGAAACUAUCAUUUCCUCGUUUUUUUCAAGGUUUUUUCCUAACAAUGGUGAUAGUGUGUCUUCUCGUAAAAAUAAUUCCCAUUCACCGGCGGACGUGUCUUUCACUAAGUUUCCAUCAAAUCUCACAUUUGUCAAAAUUUGGAUACACAAAAUCAGAAAGGAUACUCGCAAAAGAAAGGGAAAUCUACGGCUCAUCAAGUAUACAAAGUAAUAUAUGUUCAAGUUUAUUUUGCGGAAGCUGUCUGCUUUCUAAAUAAUCCACCACCCUCUCCAUAGCGAAGUUCUGCAGAUGAAACAGUGACUUUUCUCAAAUUUUGUUUCCAAUUUCGAAUUCACUACUGCGUUUUAAUUCUCAUCUUUCACCGAUGGAUCCACCAUUCUAUGUCGGUCAUUGUCAUUUUCCAUUCACUUAACAAAGAUAGCUAACUCAUCGGUGAAGUCACCGAUUAGAAAUAAAACAAACAAAUGUUGGCGGGAAAAUGAAUGUUUUCAUACUAUCGUCCAUCUCUUUUAAUUAAAAAGGUCAAUUAUUAGUGGCAACUCUCAAAUAACACCAAAACAGAACCUACAAAUCGCUUGCGGACGCGUGAAACAAGCUAGCGUUAGAUCUUUUCGGGUUCUCGUUUUUCGAACUGUUCGCGAACCAUCCUGGAACUGCGCAGAACUAGUUGCGUACUUAUUCAGUCCUUGGAACUGUGCUCAGAUCAUUUGGAAUUGAUCAGAAUUUGAAAAAACCCGAACAUAUUUUAUUUUACUUUUUUACAGAGCGAUAAUUGAUGAAAUAAAUCAUGAAUCUAUUGUAAUUUGUAGUGUGCUUUUUUUCACCCAACAAUUCUCCUCGAAAUUUUUGCCGCCCUUCGACUUUGCCGCCCCGUGCAGGGGCACAGGCUGCACGGGUCCUGGAGCCGGCCCUGCAUAUAGGGAUGAGUAUUUUUUCUUAUUACCUACUUAGUUGUUUUUAGUUUAUAGUUUAUAGUUUUUAUUUUCAAUUAGUUGUCCAGAAGUGCUAGAA
Messenger RNA from Ceutorhynchus assimilis (cabbage seed weevil), 2918 nucleotides. The record is from the annotation of a GenBank genome assembly. Lineage: Eukaryota; Metazoa; Arthropoda; Insecta; Coleoptera; Curculionidae.